Molecule: messenger RNA, 1116 nt
Organism: Aspergillus chevalieri
Lineage: Eukaryota; Fungi; Ascomycota; Eurotiomycetes; Eurotiales; Aspergillaceae
Exons: 2
Coding region: 1-1116 (371 amino acids)
Source: RefSeq, a predicted model, not a curated record
AUGAAGUUCGCUGGAAUUGCUGCCAUGGCCGCCGUCGUCACCGCCGUGACCGGUGCUGCUAUCCCCAACGUCAACGCUGCCCUCGCUGAGGUCCACCAGGUCGCUGGUGAUGUCAAGGGCCUUCUUUCCGGCUCCGGUUCUCAGACCGAUGUCGCCAAGCUCGUUUCUCAGCUCGAGAACGUUGAGGCUACCCUGAAGAAGCUCACCACCGAGAAGCGCUCUCUGGUCGACCUCGGUGUUGAUGCUAAGGCUAACGUCGCCAACGCUGUCAAGGCCGACGCCGACGUCGAUGCCAGCGUCCUCAAGCGCGGUCUCGUUGACGCUGAUGUUGACGCCAAGGCCAACGUUGCCAACGCCAUCAAGGCCGAUGCUGAUGUCGGUGCCCACGUCCUCAAGCGCUCUCUGAUCGACCUCGGUGUCGAUGCCGACGCCAACAUCCUUGACCAGAUCAAGGCCGCCGUCGGUGCUGAUGUCAAGGUCCUCAAGCGUGGCCUCAUCGACGCUGAUGUCGCUGCUAAAGCCAACGUUGCCAACGCCGUCAAGGCUGAUGCUGACGUUGACGCCCACGUCCUCAAGCGUUCCCUCAUUGAGGUUGGCGCUGAUGUCGAUGCCAACAUCCUCGACCAGAUCAAGGCUGCCGUCGGUGUUGAUGCCAGCGUCCUCAAGCGCUCCCUCAUCGACCUUGAUGCUGAUGUCGACGCCAACAUCCUCGACCAGAUCAAGGCCGCCGUCGGUGUCGACGCUGAGGUCCUUAAGCGUGACCUCGUCGACCUCGGCGCUGACGCCAAGGCCAAUGUCCUCAACAUCGUGAACACCAACGUUGACGCUGACGCCAGCCUUUUCAAGCGUUCCCUCGUCGACAUCGGUGCUGACGUUGACGCCAACAUCCUCGACCAGAUCAAGGCUGCCGUCGGUGUCGACGCUGAGGUCCUUAAGCGCGGCCUCGUCGACCUCGGCGCUGAUGCCCAGGCUAACGUUGCCAACGUUGUGAACACUGACGUUGACCUCGGCGCUCAUGUGCUCAAGCGCUCGAUCAUCGACCUUGGUGUUGACGCUGAUGCCAACAUUCUCGAUGCCAUCAAGGCUACCGUCGGUGUUGACGCUAAGGUCCUGUAA